This is a messenger RNA of Lates calcarifer (barramundi perch), 3205 nucleotides long. It is a transcript of the gene katnal1, whose product is annotated as katanin p60 subunit A-like 1. Gene Ontology annotation, molecular function: ATP binding; ATP hydrolysis activity; microtubule severing ATPase activity. The transcript is spliced from 11 exons. Gene Ontology annotation, biological process: microtubule severing. Bases 122 to 1612 code for a protein of 496 amino acids. Lineage: Eukaryota; Metazoa; Chordata; Actinopteri; Centropomidae. The record is from RefSeq and is a predicted model, not a curated record. Gene Ontology annotation, cellular component: microtubule cytoskeleton.
GAACGCGGCACAGUAACCGACCCGUCUGUAUUCUUCACACGGCGUCUCUCUGCGGCCAUGGUAACACUUUGCUCAUUACCGGACCUCUGACUCAAGCAAACAACACAAACAGGUGCUUUUCAUGCAGCUAUUAUUCAGCAUGAAUUUGGCAGAGAUAUGUGACAAUGCCAAGAAGGGCCGUGAGUAUGCUUUGCUUGGAAACUAUGACUCCUCCAUUGUGUACUACCAGGGCGUCAUUCAACAGAUCCACAAGCAUUGUCAGUCCCUCAGAGAUCCCGCACUUAAAGUCAAAUGGCAACAGGUCAGGCAGGAACUCACUGAGGAGUAUGAGCAGGUGAAAGGCAUCAUGGGAACGCUCGAGAGCUUUAAGUCAGAGAAGCCAGUCGACAUCCUUGCACCUCAACCUGAUGAGAGACCUGAGGAUCCGGCAGUUUGGCCCCCUCCCAUCCCUGCCGAACACAGGAAUCCUGUUGCAGUGAAGCGUCCCAACAGCGCAGUGAAGCAGCAGAGGAAGGACUCCCCAGGUCUGCAGCAUCGAGGGGCAGGGCCAGGAGGCCGUGGUCAGGCCAGUGCGAAACCAGACAGGCCGGGAUUCAGAGACGCCCGUGGCACAAAGGCCAAAGACGAUAAGGGAAAGAAAGGGGUUGGAGACGCACCAGGGGAUGUAGAGCAGAAGAAGUUUGAUGGCACAGGAUACGACAGUGACCUGGUGGACUCACUGGAGAGAGAUAUCGUGUCCCGCAACCCUAACAUACACUGGGAUGACAUUGCUGAUCUGGAAGAUGCUAAGAAGCUGCUGAGAGAAGCAGUGGUGUUACCCAUGUGGAUGCCUGACUUUUUUAAGGGCAUUCGUCGCCCGUGGAAGGGUGUGUUAAUGGUCGGCCCCCCGGGGACAGGGAAGACCAUGUUAGCCAAAGCUGUGGCCACAGAGUGUGGGACUACUUUCUUCAAUGUGUCUUCCUCCACCCUUACCUCCAAAUACAGGGGCGAGUCUGAAAAACUUGUGCGUCUGCUGUUCGAAAUGGCCCGGUUUUAUGCACCAACAACCAUAUUCAUAGACGAGAUUGACUCCAUCUGUGGCAGGAGAGGAACAUCAGAUGAACAUGAAGCCAGCCGUAGGGUCAAAUCAGAACUUCUGGUUCAGAUGGAUGGUGUGGGGGGAGCCCUGGAGAAUGAUGACCCCUCUAAGAUGGUCAUGGUCCUCGCUGCCACCAACUUUCCCUGGGACAUUGACGAGGCGUUAAGACGACGUCUGGAGAAGCGGAUCUACAUCCCCCUGCCCACAGCUGUGGGUCGUGUAGAGCUUCUAAAGAUCAACCUGAGGGAGGUGGAGGUGGCCGAUGACGUGGACCUGGACCUCAUUGCUGAGAAGAUUGAGGGCUACUCCGGAGCAGACAUCACCAACGUCUGCAGGGAUGCAUCCAUGAUGGCAAUGCGUCGUCGAAUCCAAGGCCUGAGCCCCGAGGAGAUCCGAGCUCUGUCCAAAGACGAGCUGCAGAUGCCUGUUACCAUGGAGGAUUUCACCCUCACGCUCAAGAAGAUCUCCAAGUCGGUCUCUGCCGCCGACCUGGAAAAAUACGAAGCCUGGAUGGCCGAGUUUGGGUCAGUGUAGAGAACGGGGAGACCCAGAGGGACCAGAGCCUUGACAGGAAGACUCUUAGUUUUGAAAAUGAUGAAGAGGAGGGGAGUGUAUGUCACAGAGCUGAGUGAGCUCUAGUAUGUGAACCAGGCUGCACAUCAGGGAUCAAGAUAAUACAGAGGCUAAAGUUCACAUCAGAAGACUGGUGCCUUUGAGAGCGCAUGAUGAGAACUGUCAUCAGCUUCACUCCCGCCCUUUCACAUAUUCUCCCCCCUGACUGUCAAUCAUCCAGCUGCUGACCAACUGAAGUGACCUGAGCAAGAACAGGGUAAACUUCUCUCACAUUGGGAACUUUUAAUGUAAAAAGUAACCUAAUACACAAAGGUAGACCAGGGAAUGCACACUAGUCUUACUUAGAUAUCAGGCCUCAUGCAAGAACAUGUUAAGAUUUUUAGCCUCUUACUUUUUCUGUGAAGCUUUUUUAUAUGAAUGUUCCAAGUCAGAUUUACAGAACUCUCUCAGCUACACAAACUUACUGUAAAUUACUCUUUUCAAACUGAUGAACACCAACUGUCAACACAUAGGGGAGUGUUAAUGAGACUUGGAUGAUGAAUGCCCCUAAUAUUGCUACAAAAGAGCCCCACCUCUGCUCUAUUUGUGGGCAAAGUUUUAUUCACAAACAAAAAAACAUGGAGCUUCAAGUUCUGCUGAAAUCAGCAGAUUUAGCAGCAUAAGCGGUUAUACUAGGAGAUCUGAAACAAUUAGAAAAUGUUAAUACAACCAAGCAACAACGUGCCAUCAGUGCAGCAUCAUAUUGUGAGAGGAAUAAGGAGGGAUUUAGACAUGUUAGAUUGUCCUGUGCAACAGAGGAUGUUCACCAGGGCAGCAAUAAACAUAAAACUAUUUUUGGACAGCUGUCAGUGUGAGAAAAUCUUCUUAACAAAUACUGAGUUGUUUUGGUGUCCAUGACAAAAUAUGCCAUUACAACCUGCAAAGAAUGUUGUCAGACCUCUAAAUUGGAAAGCCAUGAUGAUGGUGAUAUGAUGAACAAAGUAUUCAUUUUUGUGUAAAGUUUAUUUUAGUUAUCUGUUUUUAGUUGGCUUCUGUGGCAUAGGUCAUGUGCAGAUUCCUUCAGAUUAAGGCGUCAUAAUUCAGAUUUCCUGUACAUGACUUGAAUGACAGGACAUGUGAAUUUCACUUGUACUUAAGAGAAAAUUCUAAGUACAAGAAAAUUGCGGCAAAGGUGACAAAUGAUCUUAAAUCACCUGAGAACGAAUCUCUUAGUUCUUGUGAUUCUUGCAUGAGGCCCAUUGUCUUACAGAACUGUAUGUUUGAGCACUUUCAAUGUAGUUUCGUGGAGGAGCCCAUGUAUUUACUACUGACUGAAGACACUUGAAGAAUGUCUGUUAUGAAGUGACUGAUUAUGUGUUUGUAUGUUUUUUUUUUUUUUUUUUUUUUUUGUGGUUUUAAUAUGUUUUCAAUUUUAGUUCUUUUGAGACCAACAAAUGUAGUCAAGCCAAAAGAACAUGGCCACGUGGAUUGUUUAUAAAAGUAUACAGUUAAUCCUUGCCUACUUAAUGGUCCCUGUAUUUUAUGAAAUCUAUUAAAUUGAUCCCUCUAAACUGA